Molecule: messenger RNA, 429 nt
Organism: Prunus armeniaca (apricot)
Lineage: Eukaryota; Viridiplantae; Streptophyta; Magnoliopsida; Rosales; Rosaceae
Source: the annotation of a GenBank genome assembly
AUGACCUGUAAAUGGCUCUUUCAAUGGGAUGCCCCAAUGUACGCAACCGGUGAGCUUAACGACCUCAUUGGCAAGUCGGGCCAUGCGCUUUCUAACUACCGCAUUGGCAAGUCGGGCCAUGCACUUUCUCAGCUUUAUAGAAAACUUCUCAAAGCUUUUUGUCUGGGACAGAGGAGGCAGAUUAAGUUGUGGAGGACUUGGCUCCGAAGCAGGUGCAGGAAGAGGAGUAAAUCCAACAACAGAUUCUUCACUUGUUUCAUCUGUCUCAUCAUUAUGAAACAUCAUCUAGUUGAUAGGUGGCAAAAGUUGUUUAAGCUGAUCCGUAGGAUCAAUUCGCACCUUAGACGCCAUGGAAAACCUAGUGAUCAACGACCCAAAAGGCAGGGAAUGAGUUUCGUAGUUGUUUAUACCAAAAUGAACAGCCAAUGA